Molecule: messenger RNA, 542 nt
Organism: Aspergillus ibericus CBS 121593
Lineage: Eukaryota; Fungi; Ascomycota; Eurotiomycetes; Eurotiales; Aspergillaceae
Gene: aspf8
Product: ribosomal protein P2
Exons: 3
Coding region: 78-407 (109 amino acids)
Biological process (GO): cytoplasmic translational elongation; translation
Cellular component (GO): ribosome; cytosolic large ribosomal subunit
Molecular function (GO): structural constituent of ribosome
Source: RefSeq, a predicted model, not a curated record
AACUCGACGUUUCAGUCUCCGCCCAACUUUGCGGUUAAAUCGAUUGAUUCUCGUGUUCAUCACCAAAACUAUUCACAAUGAAGUACCUCGCUGCCUACCUCCUCCUGUCCCUUGCUGGCACCGCCAGCCCCUCCACUGAGGACAUCAAGGGCGUCCUCUCCGCCGUCGGCAUCGAUGCCGAUGAGGAGCGCCUCCAGAAGCUCAUCGCUGAGCUCGAGGGCAAGGACCUCCAGGAGCUGAUCGCUGAGGGUUCCACCAAGCUCGCUUCCGUUCCCUCCGGCGGUGCUGGUGCCGCUGCCGCCCCCGCUGCCGGUGGUGCCGCCGCUGCUGCCGACGCUCCCGCUGAGGAGAAGGAGGAGGAGAAGGAGGAGUCCGAUGAGGACAUGGGCUUCGGUCUGUUCGACUAAGCGCCUCGCUCCGAACCGAGAAAAACGUGACAGUUCGUGGGGGAACAGGAAUCUGGCGGUUAUUUUCAGUCUUGGGAGGAAAAUUGCCCAUUGGUCUAGUCAAGCCGGGAUACACCAGGCUUUUCUGAUGCAGUU